AUGGAAAUGGAAUCAUUCAUGGACGACCUUUUGAACUUCUCUGUACCGGAGGAAGAAGAGGACGAGGACGAAGGAUUGGGAGAAGGAGGAGAGGAUUCGCGACCCCCGAGGAAUAUAACUCGUCGGAAAACCGGAUUACGGCAGACGGACUCUUUCGGUCUCUUAAAUCCCGACGACCCUGGAGUUGUUGAGGAAGAGGAUUUGGAAUGGAUAACAAACAAAGAUGCUUUCCCUGUGAUCGAAUCAUUCGUCGGCGAAUUGCCAUCGGAGCAUUUCCGUAUAGUUUCACCGGUGCGAGUAGCGACUGAAGCGAAGCAGCUCAGUCCGGUUUCAGUAUUAGAGACGAGUAGCCAUAACAGCUCAACGACGACCUCCAACAGUAGCGGAGGAAGUAACGGAAGCACGGCGGCGGCCGCCGCUAUCACCAACAUGAUGAUGAGCUGCUGUGUAGGUUUAAACGUGCCGGUUAAGGCUAGGAGCAAGCGUCGCCGUACGGGACGCCGCGAUUUGCGAGUUCUGUGGACGGGGAACAACGAGCAAGGACCGCUGAAGAGGAAGGCGCCGUCGGUUGCGUCGUCGGCGGUUUCGAUGGGGAGGAAGUGUCAGCACUGUGGAGCGGAGAAGACGCCGCAAUGGAGGGCGGGACCAUCGGGGCCGAAGACUCUGUGUAACGCGUGUGGCGUGAGGUACAAGUCCGGGAGGCUUGUUCCUGAGUAUCGCCCGGCUAAUAGUCCGACUUUCUCGGCGGAGUUACAUUCGAAUUCUCACCGGAAGAUUGUAGAGAUGAGGAAGCAGUAUCAGUCCGGUGAUGGUGAUCGGAAAGAUUGUGGAUAA
Molecule: messenger RNA, 834 nt
Organism: Microthlaspi erraticum
Lineage: Eukaryota; Viridiplantae; Streptophyta; Magnoliopsida; Brassicales; Brassicaceae
Source: the annotation of a GenBank genome assembly